This is a messenger RNA of Castor canadensis (American beaver), 939 nucleotides long. The record is from RefSeq and is a predicted model, not a curated record. Lineage: Eukaryota; Metazoa; Chordata; Mammalia; Rodentia; Castoridae.
AUGGAGCAAGUGACCAAUGUGACAAAAUUCAUCCUGCUUGGUCUGACACAGGACCCAGAUGUGCAGAAACUAUUGUUUGUAGUAUUUUCAGCAAUCUACUUUCUCACCCUGGUAGGCAAUCUGCUCAUUAUUGUAACAAUCACCAAAACCCAGGCUCUGGGCUCCCCCAUGUAUUUUUUUCUGUCUUUCUUAUCCCUCAUAGAUGGCUGCUGCUCUUCUACUAUGGCCCCAAAAAUGAUAUUUGACUUACUCACUGGAAAUAAAACUAUCUCCUUUACUGGGUGCAUGACUCAGCUCUUUGCAGAACAUUUCUUUGGGGGAGUUGAGAUCCUCCUGCUCACAGUGAUGGCCUAUGACCGCUAUGUGGCCAUCUGCAGGCCCCUCCACUACAUGAUCACAAUGGACAAGCGAAUGUGUAGCCUCCUGGUAUCUAUGGCCUGGGCUGGAGGGUUUCUUCAUGCUUUGAUUCAAGUUCUUUUUAUGGUCUGGUUGCCCUUCUGUGGCCCAAAUGUCAUUGACCAUUUCAUCUGUGACCUUAUUCCUCUCUUAAAACUCACCUGCAUAGACACACAUGUUUAUGGACUCUUUGUGGCCGCCAAUAGUGGGCUGAUGUGUAUUCUAAUUUUUUCUCUUAUAAUCACCUCCUAUGUCCUCAUACUCUGCUCCCUAAAGACCCACAGCACUGAAGAACAGCGGAAAGCUCUCUCCACCUGCACCUCCCACGUUACCGUAGUCAUCCUUCUCUUCAUACCCUGUAUCUUCGUGUACCUUCGGCCAAUGGUCAUCUUCCCUAUUGACAAAUCAGUUGCUGUGUUUUAUACUAUGAUAGUGCCCAUGUUAAACCCCUUAAUCUACACCCUCAGAAACAAAGAGGUGACAGAUGCCAUGAGGAAGCUCUGGAGCAAAAAAACCAAAUCAGGUAAUAAUUCACAUGAUUGA